This is a messenger RNA of Effrenium voratum, 717 nucleotides long. The record is from the annotation of a GenBank genome assembly. NCBI's taxonomy places the organism in Eukaryota, Dinophyceae, Suessiales, Symbiodiniaceae.
AGUGUUUUUAUCCGAGGGCUCGGGUUUUUUCUUUUUUUGCCGGGUCCCGAUUGGGCUUAUCCCGGGCGCGCCAUGGCGUGGGAUAUGGGCUUCAACAUCCUUUGGACACAGCGCAUCGAGAAGGAGGAGCGAUCCUUCCUCAAUGGCGCGACAAAGCAGGCAGAGGUGGAGCGCUUGGCUGCGAAGGAGGAACGCCGGCGCCGGCGUUCUCGGCACAGGACCAGCUCCAGCCGAUCGGAGGCAUCCAGCCCUCUGUCUUUAGCAGGUAGCAGGAGCAUUUGCUCCAGCGGCUCAAGGCGUUCGGAAAGAUCAGCGGGGGAGCUACAAAAGUCGGCCUCGGAGUCGGCCUUGGUGCCGGACCACUUCAAAGCGGCGGUGCACUUCCCGUUGACCGAGAAAGACCUCCUCACCGCGAGGGUGAAGCCCACCACGGAUGGCACAGUGCCCAAGAUCUCCUUCAAACCGGAGAAGGUGAAAGCUCUUUGGUGGCCGGGCAAGCAGAGCUACGUGAAGUACCACCCCGAGUUCAGCUUCAAGGAAGCCCCGGAGUGGUCGCCUGAGGACAUUCUGAAAGGCUACGGCAUCAGGCAGCAGCAUCGCUAGAUGGCUGAAGCUGCAGCUCGAGAUGUGGUUCAGAAGGCCCAUUUGUCAGGACCGUGAUACUGCCUUUGGUUGACUUAAACAUCGCCUGCAAGGCCCAAUGUAUUGAAUUCCCUG